Tripterygium wilfordii is the source of this 2301-nucleotide messenger RNA. Its product is annotated as ankyrin repeat and zinc finger domain-containing protein 1. Gene Ontology annotation, molecular function: protein binding. The coding region runs from base 40 to 2067 and encodes 675 amino acids. The record is from RefSeq and is a predicted model, not a curated record. The transcript has 7 exons. Lineage: Eukaryota; Viridiplantae; Streptophyta; Magnoliopsida; Celastrales; Celastraceae.
UUGACCCUUUUCAAUACCAGGAAAUCACGGGCAGCACUCAUGGCUACCGAGCCUUCUCCUCCUACCAUGAACACGACCGCCUCUCCGCAAGAGAAACGGCAUCGUUCGAUUUUUGAGGUUCCUUCUACCUUCUUCGACGGAUGUCGCUUAAUAUCGCCUGCUGCAACUACGGUACCGGAGCCACUUUCCAUCUCCGGGACUUCAAUUCUCGCUUACGACUUAGAUGACGCCGUUGAUAAACCCGAAAAAGCUCCCAGACACGAUGUUGUGCCGUCCAGAUGGACCUGCAACACUUGCAAGGGCGAGUUUGACUCUCUUCAGGACCAGCGGUCGCACUUCAAAUCUGAUAUUCAUCGCUUUAACGUAAAGCUAAGCCUUGCUGGGAAGGAUAUUGUGAAGGAGGAAGAUUUUGAUGAGUUGACCUCUGAUUCUUUCAAGGACUAUGACGUAUCAAGUAUAUCAGGAUCGGAAGAUGAAGCUGAAAAGGGCUCCUUGACUCGCAUUGAUCUGCGUAAAGGAUCAACUGAAAUUAGGCAGAAGCUAUUUAUUCAUCUCCAGACUCGAGAGAGGGUUUCAAUCUGGAAGUGUUUACUUCUGAAUGAAUCAGAAAGUAUUUCAUACGAGAAUGACACAGGAAUCUCUGCCGAUAAUAGCAGGAUCACGCCACACUUGACAAAAAGUGAAGUGCUCGCGAGAUUGAGAUUUUUGACACAUGAGCCUAGGGAUAAUAGUCAAUUGAGGAUUGUUUUGCUUGCAAGUGGUGGGCACUUUGCUGGCUGUGUCUUCGAUGGUAGCCUGGUUGUGACCCACAAAACAUUCCACAGAUAUGUUGUAAGAGCCAAGUCCGGGAGGACACAGUCAUCGAAAGAUGCGACUGGCAAGGCGGCGAAUUCCGCUGGAGCUGCACUUCGGCGUUACAAUGAACUAGCUUUGAAGAAGGAUAUUCAAGAACUACUUGCUUUGUGGAAACCUUAUUUUGAAGCUUGCUCCUGCAUUUUCAUUCAUGCUCCAUCAACCAAUCGCCAGCUACUUUAUAACGGAGAAAAGCCAUACUUUAGUCAUCAGCACUGUGUUAUUUGUAAUGUUCCAUUGACUGUUCGGAGGCCUACCUUCAAGGAAGCCAAGCGUAUAUACAACCAGUUGACACAAGUGGCCUAUGAGGUAGAUGACAAGGACAUUGGUAUUAAAGAGGAACCCCCACUAACCACAAGCACUAUAAGCAAUGGCAACCUGGAGUCUAUGAAAGUGGACUCCAGGAAAAAAAUUAUUCAUGGAGAAACCGUUGAAGCUUUUUCAAGUCUUAAAUAUCCUGAUGAGCCUUCUAGAUCCAGUGAAAGUGACAGUGAAUCAGUCUGUACGUCGACACCUUUGCAUGAAGCUGCACAAUCGGGAAAUGUUCCCAAGGUUUUGGAACUCCUAGAACAGGGUUUGGAUCCUUGCAUCAAGAACGAAAAUGGGCAGACCCCUUAUAUGGUGGCAAGUGAGAAAGAAGUCAGGAAUACUUUCAGGCGUUUUAUGGCUUUAAACCUUGAUAAGUGGGAUUGGCAUGCUGCAAAUGUGCCUAGUGCGUUAACAAAAGAAAUGGAGGAAUCUCAGGCUGCUAAGCAGGCAGAGAAAGACGCAAAGAGGAAAGCAAGAGCGAAGGAAUUAAAGAAAUUACGUAAAGCGAAAGAGAAGAAGGCUCAGGAACAGGCUGCUGCAUCCCAAAAUGCUAAACCUGAUGUCAAGAAUCAGCCUGCUUCACCUUCAGUUUCCAGGGGACCGUCUCAAUCUAGUGGAGGAUCAAGGAUGUCAAUGGAGGAGGAAAGAAAGCAAGCACAGGCUGUUGAGAGGGAAAAGAGAGCUGCUGCAGCUGAGAAGAGACUAGCUGCAACCCUUAAUGCCCAACACAAUAGCACAACUAGUGAUCCUAGCCCUUCACAACCCAAAAGUGGGGCAGCAACCGACUUAAAUUGCUCUUGCUGUGGUGCAUCAUUGGCUGGUAAAGUUCCGUUUCACAGGUAUAAUUAUAAAUACUGCAGUACAUCUUGCAUGUAUGUUCAUAAAGAGCACCUGGAGGAUGAAUAACUAUAUUAUUCAAAUUUUCUUGUGUAAUUCUUAAUUUAUUUGAAGCGUAGGGUUCAUAUUCCGAUAGGGUUCAUAUCUCCGCCCACAUUGUAUCAUCGUAUGUCCUUGUUCUGCGUUAUGCUCGUUCUCUAAGGCUUUGUCUCGCAUUUGAUGGACAAAAUUAUCCACAUAUUUUUUACCCUAUUUUGGGGCAGAGACGUGGAUCAGUUUGGAAAAGAUUUGAGAACAAUUUGC